AGGGAGCUGGAGGGCGAGCGAGGGAGUGCAGGAGAGAAGGAUAGAGUACCAGAAGAGAGUACAAGGCUCUCACAUGCACACACACAUACACACAUACACACACACACACACACAAACAAGACUCAUACACAGAUUUAUGUCAGCUCCCCUGAUGUACGUGGAUUACUUUCCAAAUUGAACCACUCAUCAAGCCAAUCAAGGCAUGAUCAGCGUCUCGGAGCGGUGUUAAACUGUGAAAUGAACCAUGGAGGGGUCCAAGGGGCCAGUCACUAGCCGAUCCAACAGCCGCACAAUCACCAGCAGCAGCAGGGGAAGUCCGAGGAGGACCCACAGCAUGCAGCUUGGCCCACACUAGCACCAAGUGGACCUCUCCUCUCACCUGGGGCCGGGGCUGCAGAAUGCUCAGUCCUGUCACCCCAUACAGUCUGUUAAAGAUGCACUGGUCCCCAGAGCACACCGCCCCCUUAUCUCAGUGGCCUGAGCAGCACCUGGAUGUCACCUCUACCACUUCACCGCCGUCUGCCCACAAACACGACCCUUACUCCGCAGCUGGUCGCCGGAGCUACGCCCCCGCAGGUUACCCAUGGGCCAGUGAUGACAUAUCAGCCUUAACUGCUUCUUCUCUGCUCAAACGCUAUGCUGAGAAGUACUCAGGGCUGGAGCUUUCCUAUGAACGCCCUCCCACAGGGGCCUACUCAGAGCCUGGAACUUUCAUGAAAACUGAAUCGGAGCCAUGGGCUCUGGUUCAGGGCAUGGACUGUUACCCUGGACUGGAGGCAUUAACCGGCACCAAGGUAGGCUCUGCAUCUGUGGGCAUCCCAGCCACAGGAAGUGUGACGGUAGUGAGUAGCAACUUGGCGUCUGAGCCGGGCUACAGCGGCGCUGGCUCCUGCAACGCCCCGUCAUCUCAGGAAUACCCUCCUGCGUACAACAGCACCUACCUGUCUUCAGGCUACUGCCCUCAGCCCAGCCCAGCACUUCCCCCUGCCCCUCUGCACUCAUUGCAGGCCACAUCCACUCUAGUGCCCAGCUACAGCGCCAGUACUCCUAUCUACAACUACCCUGCAGGGUGCUACCCCCAAACCAGCCUGUCCUCUGGAUACAGCCACCACAGUGCCUCCUAUUUGCCCCCUGGGAUUAGUGCCCCGACUCCUCUGGCCCCACGGCCCACCAUGGCGGGGGGCAGUUACAGCUACCCGUCUCACGGCCUCGGAGGGAGCUCCGAGGGAGGCGUGCCACUGAAACGCAAGGCCUUUGAGAUGGCAGAGGACGGACAGGAGGGGGCGGAGGUGGAGGGAUCGCGCUACAGAAAGUAUGGGAACAGCCAUAGCAAAGGUCAUGGCAACGGCAACGGUUACAACAUGAGCGGGUCGGCCUCAGACCCACAGGUCUACAAAUCUGGAAAGCCCAUGAUGUCACCCCCUUAUGGCGGGGCGGGGGACUACAGCCCACCAUCAGGCCUGGCCGGGGAGAGUGUGUCAGGGGAGCACUCCUUCCCCCAGCAGCAGAGAAUGUCCGGGAAGAUACCCGCAUCGCACAUACGAUCCGGAGACCCCGCCGCCGGGCGCUGAAAGCACUGGUCAGCAUUUGAGAGGAUUCACUCACACUUUGAAAUCUAACCAGUUGUUGAUCCAGACGGACUUGGCUCAAAAAAGGAUCGUCAACGAAAGGUUUAGUUUCACUUUUGAACAAGAGGGCCCAGGACUGGUGUAUCUUUUAACAUUUUCACUAUUCAUGCUUUUCCAAAGAUUCACAGCGGCAUUUAGCCCGCUGAGGUUAAGGUAAGUCUUAGGGAUGAGGUUAAGACGCUCACUACAUAAAUAGCGUUAAGGCGGUCUAAACGUAUGAGUGUCGGUGUCUCUCAGGAUCCUAUUUAUUUGCUCUGGCUACUGCGGCGGCAGCACUGCAUCCACGAUGUUGCUGUUGUGAAAGUUAGGUGUGAUUAUUUGUGGCCAUUAUGUAUGAAAAAAGGCCUUUGACUGCAAUACGUUCUACCACACCAUAAGAAUCAUUACCAAAAAGUAAGGAAGGCAAUAACUGAAAUGGUGAGAUCGCCAUAAUCCUUCAGCACAAUCACUGCUACUUUACACAGCUGACUCCAAGGCGUCGAGAAAUGAAUGUUUCCCUGCUCGUCCCUCGGUUUGCCCUUACCGUCACUCAUUGUUGACGCGUGUCAGUUUCCAUGACCCCCUUUUUUUCAUGUUCUUUAUCUUAUUCUAUCCGUUGUCCUGCUUCCUGUUCUAAACUCUUAAGUUGCUGAACACAUUUUUUUUUCAGUUCAUACUUAACAAGCUGCUGUCAAAUGAUUACUUAGAAUACAUGAAGCCGCCCUCUAAAAUUGUGUUGAUGUAAAGAAGGAGGUGAGAAAUAAUCUAAGACUUUAUGUUCAUUUACAAAUGUAUUUAGCAUUCACACCCGGAUGGCGGAGUAUAUUCACAUCGUCUUCAAAGUGUGUUGUUUACCGGUUGAUCCUAAAACUACAUCUGCAAAUAAGGUUGCAGCUCACACAUUUAAGCUAUUACAAUAAAUAAUGACAACACAAAUCAACAGAACAACCAAAAAACAAAAACAAAACCAAUGCUUCAGAGUGAAUCCUGCUAAACUGUUCAAAGGUUGGAAAGCCUUUUUUUGUUGCUUUUGUUUGGGUGCACAGACCAAACAAAGAAGAUCCCAAUUCUAAAAUGACAUUCUUUCUCUUUCUCUUUACUUUUGCCUUUGAAAAGGAUGAUUUAUAGUUGUGUUAUUGAAUACUCAGGAAGAAUAAUGUUACCUCAGAAUGAUGAAAUAAGAAUGUAUGUUAUUACCUUUGGUGUUUGUAGGGAGCUUAAUGGAUAAAAUGGAGCCAUGGCUUUUAUUAAAAGCAAACAUACUCUGAAAGCUUCAGGGAAACAAAGAACUUACACGGCCUUGAUACUAGCAGUCGAAAACACACACACAAACACACACACACACACACAACACGCACACAACAAACACACACACACACUACUUCUUAUCUCUGGGAAAAUAAAACUUGAGGUUUUUGUACAAAGGCCUUUUGAAUGUAAUUCAGAUAUUUUUUUUAAUAAGGACAAUACAUGCCAUGAUGUACAUCAAUAAUGAUUUUAGAUAUAUGAAACAUAUUUUCUUCAUGUAUAGAUGUAAUUGUCUUAUAGGUUUUGGUGCAAAUAUGAAUGACAUGUUAAGUGUUAGGGUAGUUAGCAGUGUGUUAGAGGACAAACUGUCAAAAUAAAGCACUCUUGAUUAACAACUGUUGACAUAUUACGACAUACACAUAUUACAGUAUAUGCUCCUUAGUAGGUAUGUUUAUUAAAUGUCUUGAUUAAUUAAAUCUCCAUUUUUCUAUAUCAGUUUAUUAAAACCAUUUGAAACAGUGUCCCCAGUUAAUCAGCUUGAUUUGAGCUCAAAUAUGAAUUGACAACAUGAAGAUGGGAGAGUUUAAAGAUGUUCACUGUCAGAAGAAAUAUAGAGAGCUGUAAAGUCGUAGCUUUGUUACUAGUCCUCCCUACAUAAACUGUGCUAUACAAAUAUCUCAUUUGCAAAAUUAAACAAAACCUAACUCUUAACAAAAAGAAUCCCGAGAAAGUGGAAGAAAAAAAAACCUAAAAAAGAUUUAGGGUAUAAUGCCGCUUCAGACUUAGUCAGGAAAAGUAUUUUGAUUUGAAAUAAUGUAGCUUCAAAUUAUGCCGGAGGGAAUAAAAUGAAAAAUGAAAAAGGUGUUACAAAAAUAAGAAUGUUUCCUUAUCCCCAGAUGUUAAAGGUGUAUAAGCGCUUAGCUACAACAAUUAGAUGCUCUUCGAUGUCAAACAAAGAAUAUGAUCCACAUUAACUAACCCACUGCAACAACAGCAUUCACUGUUUUUUGGUGUAACUCUGAUUCAUUGAAGUAAGUGGAGUUUAACUCAGCAAAUGGUAUUUCAGUGUUAACUUUGUAAUUCAGUUGUACUUUUGUUGUAUCUUGUACAUUCUCUGUAACCAUUUCUACCUCAUUUUGAAUACAUUGUACAUGGAAAUAUUUAUUUCAUGACAUUUCACACGCCAGUUUUAAGAAGCAAUGUUUAUAAUUCUUGACCUGUUUUAGUCUACCUCACUAAAGACGGUUGUGUCAUUUAAAUGAAGAUA
Molecule: messenger RNA, 4122 nt
Organism: Pungitius pungitius (ninespine stickleback)
Lineage: Eukaryota; Metazoa; Chordata; Actinopteri; Perciformes; Gasterosteidae
Product: fidgetin
Exons: 3
Coding region: 399-1571 (390 amino acids)
Source: RefSeq, a predicted model, not a curated record